AUGGCUAAGGUUGCUCCAUCAGCCCCGUCCCCCACUUCUAGGAUAACCCCGCCCAUCAUCCAUCCACAAGACAUGGAGGAGGAGCCUGGUGGCGUCAGGGAAGGCAACAGAGCUGCUGAAGGAGCCGGACCAGGAGUUUUAUUCAACGUCAACAACAGCAACAACAAUGAGGAGGAAGAGGAGAAGAAGAAAAAGAAGAAAGAAAAGAAAGAGAAGAAGGAGAAAAAGGAGCAGGAGAGGAAGGAGAAGAAAGAGAGGAAGGAGAAGAAAAGGAAAGACAAGGAGGAGAAGGAGAUAGAGAAAGCGAAGGAGAUAGAGAAAGAGAAAGAAAAGGAAAAAGAGAAGAAGGCCAAAGAGGAGGCUCCCAAAGAGAUCGCAGUGAUCGACCCGGCGAGUAACACCUACUACCACUGGCUGUUUGUCAUCACCAUCCCUGUCAUGUACAACUGGACCCUGAUCAUAGCCAGGGCGUGUUUUGAGGAGCUGCAGACGGACUACUUGUACUACUGGUUCUUCCUGGACUUCGUCGCUGACCUCACCUACAUCGCCGACAUGAUCUUCAGAACCAGAACCGGUUACCUGGAGCAGGGUCUUCUGGUGAAGGAAGAGCAGAAGCUCCGUGAUCGCUACAAGAACAGUUUCCAGUUCAGACUGGACCUGGUCUCCAUGAUUCCCACCGACCUUCUGUUCACAGUCUUCGGCCUCGCCUACCCCGAGAUCCGCCUUAAUAAACUCUUGAGGUUCAACAGGAUGCUGGAGUUCUUCCAGAGGACAGAGACCAGGACCAACUACCCCAACGCGCUUCGAAUAUCCAACCUUGUCAUGUACAUUGUCAUCAUCAUCCACUGGAAUGCCUGCCUAUACUACUCCUUCUCCAAGGCCAUCGGUUUCGGUGCUGACAGGUUCGUUUAUCCCGACCCAAAAGACCCUGAGUUUGGUCGUCUGGUGAGGAAAUACGCCUACAGUAUGUACUGGUCCACGCUGACGCUCACCACCAUUGGAGAAACGCCGCCCCCAGUGGAGAACUCAGAGUACUUCUUUGUCGUCACUGACUUCCUGGUGGGUGUGUUGAUUUUUGCCACCAUUGUCGGUAACGUCGGCUCGAUGAUCACCAACAUGAACGCGGCCAGAGCCAGUUUUCAGUCUCGCAUUGACGCAAUAAAACAGUACAUGAGCUUCCGAAAGGUAACAAAGGACCUGGAGAAGCGAGUGAUCAAGUGGUUUGACUUCCUGUGGACCAAUAAGAAGGCAGUGGAUGAAAGGGAGGUGCUGAAGUACCUGCCUGACAAGCUGAGAGCAGAGAUCGCCAUCAACGUCCACCUGGACACCCUGAAGAAGGUUCGUAUCUUUGCGGACUGCGAGGCCGGCCUGUUGGUGGAGCUGGUGCUGAAGCUGCAGCCUCAGGUCUACAGCCCAGGAGACUACAUCUGUAAGAAGGGCGACAUUGGCCGAGAGAUGUACAUCAUCAAGGAGGGAAAACUCGCCGUUGUCGCCGACGACGGAAUCAAACAGUUUGUCGUUCUGAGUGAUGGAAGCUACUUUGGCGAGAUCAGCAUCCUGGCUAUCAAAGGAAGUAAGGCAGGAAACAGAAGGACAGCAAACAUCAAGAGCAUCGGUUACUCCGACCUCUUCUGUCUUUCCAAAGACGACCUGAUGGAGGCGCUGAAGGAGUAUCCUGAUGCCAAGGCUCUGCUGGAGGAGAAAGGAAGGCAGAUUCUGAUGAAGGACGGAUUGCUGGACUUGGAGUUGGCAGCGCAGGGACCUGACCCCAAAGAGAUUGAGGAGAAGGUGGAGAAGAUGACGAGCACGCUGGACGUCCUGCAGACGCGUUAUGCCCGGCUGCUUGCAGACCAUGAAGCUACUCACAGCAAACUCAAACACAGAGUCACCCGGCUGGAGAGGAAGCUGCCGCCGCCGCCAUGA
Messenger RNA from Limanda limanda (common dab), 1923 nucleotides. It is a transcript of the gene cnga1b, whose product is annotated as cyclic nucleotide gated channel subunit alpha 1b. The record is from RefSeq and is a predicted model, not a curated record. The coding region runs from base 1 to 1923 and encodes 640 amino acids. Gene Ontology annotation, molecular function: intracellularly cAMP-activated cation channel activity; cGMP binding; protein-containing complex binding. Gene Ontology annotation, biological process: monoatomic cation transmembrane transport. Lineage: Eukaryota; Metazoa; Chordata; Actinopteri; Pleuronectiformes; Pleuronectidae. Gene Ontology annotation, cellular component: intracellular cyclic nucleotide activated cation channel complex; plasma membrane. The transcript has 14 exons.